Molecule: messenger RNA, 750 nt
Organism: Rotaria sordida
Lineage: Eukaryota; Metazoa; Rotifera; Eurotatoria; Philodinida; Philodinidae
Source: the annotation of a GenBank genome assembly
AUGGGUAAAGGAACUUUUGAUGAAAUUGGUUCAACACGUGUUACAUUAAAAUGGUUUUCUUUCAUGGUAUUAAGUUCACAAAUCGUUGGUGUUACUGCCGUUAUUCUUGUAGCCGUUUUUUUUGGUCAAUAUCGUGGUGGUUUUGCAUGGACAUCGGAUAUUCAUAAAGAAUUUAAUUAUCAUCCUUUAUUUAUGACAUUGGGUAUGAUUUUUUUCUAUGGUGAUGCUAUUUUGGCUUAUCGAGUAUUUCGUGAUGUUAAAAAACUUCGUGUUAAAAUACUUCAUGGAUCUUUACUGGCACUUUCACUUAUAUUUGCAUCAAUUGGUCUUAAAGCUGUUUUUGAUAGUCAUAAUUUAGAUACUCCACCUAAACCAAAUCUUUAUUCACUUCAUUCAUGGGUUGGUCUUACAGCUGUUAUUUUAUUUGGUACUCAAUGGGUAUGUGGUUUUGUUAGUUUUCUAUUUCCAAAACUAAGUGAAGAGAUUCGUAAAGCUUAUAUGCCAAGUCAUAAAUAUUGGGGUAAAGCUAUUUUCAGUCUUGCUGUUGGAGCUGUUCUAAUGGGUAUUACGGAAUAUAGUAUUUUUAAAGACAUUUAUCCUGGUGAUAAUUUAAAACAUCAACGAAAUUUAAUUAAUGUCUUUGGUUUUUUUGUUCUUGUAUUUGCUGCUAUUAUUCUUUAUCUUGUUAGCAAUCCAGGUUAUCAACGACCACCAGACAAUGAAAUUGAACAUGUACCUUUGGCUGAUUAA